CUAGGGUUUUAGAAUCAGAGGUGAGUGAAACUUGAAAGAGGGAGGAUAUUAUUAUGGAUUCUUUUUCGUCGGCGUCAAGUGGAUCAUCGUCCCAAUACUCAACGAAUGACAUAAUGGACCAAGUCAAAACUCAGCUUGCUCAGGCUUACGCUGAGCAAUUUCUCGAGACGGUGAGGGACAAAUGUUUUGACAAGUGCAUCACCAAACCAGGGAGUAGUCUAAGUGGGAGCGAGGGUAGUUGCAUCUCCAGGUGUGUUGAUCGAUAUAUUGAGGCCACUGGUAUUAUCAGCAAAGCUCUCUUCAGUCAACGCUGAAACCGUAGUUGCGUAGAUCUCAAGGCUUGUUUGUUCGGGAAGUGCUGGAAUGCAUCUCUUUGGUCAUUAUCAACUUUUGAUACCCUUCAUCAUCUUACAACGUUUUAAAGAUGGCUUUGAUAAGUAUUUUGUAAAAGCUGAUAUUCAUUAAAACUUUUCUUUGUUGUGGAUGGACAGCAAACUUUAUCUAUAGCGUACCACCAUUAAGGUUAA
Molecule: messenger RNA, 527 nt
Organism: Lycium ferocissimum
Lineage: Eukaryota; Viridiplantae; Streptophyta; Magnoliopsida; Solanales; Solanaceae
Product: mitochondrial import inner membrane translocase subunit Tim13
Exons: 2
Coding region: 54-314 (86 amino acids)
Source: RefSeq, a predicted model, not a curated record